Lactuca saligna is the source of this 2951-nucleotide messenger RNA. The record is from the annotation of a GenBank genome assembly. Lineage: Eukaryota; Viridiplantae; Streptophyta; Magnoliopsida; Asterales; Asteraceae.
AUGUAUGAAAGUGGACUUGGGUCGGGAUCAUAUCACUCAACCUCCAUAUCCGGCGAACCAAGAUCAGCAAGAUCAAAUUUCGUACAGGAAGCAACAAUCCCACCGUUUCUUUUGACUUCACGACACAAUUACACAAACACCACUCGGAUAAAAAUAUGCAUGAAUGACUUAUGCGGAGCUUCAUUAGCAGCAGCUGGUGAUUAUAGGAAAGGUUGGGCUUUGCGGUCUGGUGAUUUUGCCAGACUUUGUAAUAAAUGCGGUACUGCAUAUGAACAGCUAGCAUUUUGUGAACUAUUCCACCUAGAAGACACUGGUUGGAGGGAGUGCAAUUCAUGUGGCAAGCGUCUCCAUUGUGGAUGUAUUGCUUCUACUGCUGCCAUUGAACUACUUGAAAAUGGUGGUGUAAGUUGUGCCAGCUGUUCAAAUAGUUUGAGACGUGACCCUAGCACAAGUGAGGAUAAGCCUGGAGAAUGUGGCAUUUCAGUAGAAAAUAGCAUUGGAGAAAUACCAUCAUCCUCUAAUAAAAUGUUGAAACAAUCAAACGAUAAAGGACAAAAAUACCCUCUUCCAUCUGAUAACGAUGACACAUCAACAUCUCAAAUGAAACAAGAAGAAAUCUUUCCCAUUUCAACUUUCGACCCUGUUCAUGGAACCAAAUCAUUUAAAUAUAGAGAAACUACAGGGGGUAAAGAUGUAAUUGGAUCACUUGUUCAAACAGACUUAACUAUGGGCUUAGCUUCUUCUUCUUCCUCUUCACAAAAGCCAGCUUUUCUUCUUCCUCUUGAUGGAAGGGAAUUGAAUAAACCCUUUCAACAAGGACCUUGGUCUCGCCAUAUUUUACCCAAAGUGCCCAAAUCCGUCUUUUCACAAGGAUUUGAUGCAAAUAUUGGAAUGAAUUCACAGAUAAGAAUUGCUAGGCCUCCUGUUGAAGGGCGUAUUAAAAAUCAACUUCUUCCUCGUUAUUGGCCUAGAAUUACAGAACAAGAGUUGCAGCAGAUAUCUGGAGAUUCAAAUGCUACAGUUGUUCCACUAUUCGAGAAGGUUCUGAGUGCCAGUGAUGCUGGUAGAAUUGGUCGUUUGGUUCUCCCAAAAGCAUGUGCUGAAGCGUAUUUUCCACCUAUUUCUCAACCAGAGGGGCUUCCAAUCAGAAUACAGGAUGUGAAAGGCAAAGAAUGGCUGUUUCAGUUCAGAUUUUGGCCUAAUAACAACAGCCGUAUGUAUGUUCUAGAAGGUGUCACUCCAUGCAUACAGUCUAUGCAGUUGAAAGCUGGAGAUACUGUGACAUUCAGCCGCAUGGAACCUGAAGGAAAGCUUCUUAUGGGCUUCCGAAAAGCCUCAGUUAGUUCUUCUGUACAGGAUUCUCGAAUGGGUGCAAUGCAUAGUGGAGUAUUUCCAAGUGGAUCUUCACCUUCUUUAUCUGGUGUUGAGAAUGUUUCAAAUAUGAGUGAUUAUUCUGGUCUUCUUCAGUCACUAAAGAGAAACACGGAUUCCCAUUUAAAUCCAUUGUCAAGGAAUAUGAGCUUGGCUAUUGGAGAUGCCAGCUGGCAUGCAAAUGAGAAGUCAAGGGCUGACUCAUUUCAACCAGACAAAAAAAGAAGUCGAAAUAUUAGUUCAAAAAGUAAAAGAUUAUUGAUUGAGAGUCAAGAUGCUCUUGAGCUGAAAUAUACAUGGGAAGAAUUACAAGAUAUGUUGACUCCACCUAACACUUUGAAUCCAACUAGUGUCACCAUUGAAGACCAAGAAUUUGAAGAAUAUGAAGAACCUCCUGUUUUGGGAAAGGGGAGCAUAUUCACUGCUCGCUCUUCUGGGGAACAAGAACAGUGGGCCCAAUGUGAUAACUGUUCAAAAUGGCGUAAAUUACCUGUUGAUUUUCUUCUCCCUGCUAAAUGGACAUGCCAAGAAAAUGUCUGGGAUCACACAAGGUCUGCAUGUGUUGCACCAGAUGAACUAGGCCCUAGAGAACUCGACCACCUUCUUAGACUAGCUAAAGAGUUUCACAAAUGGAGAAACUCCAUGAACCAAAAGCCACCACCAGAUCAAGACCAAGGGGAGAACCAGAAUCAGGUGGAGCCACCACCGGACCCGUCGGUUGCAACCACCACGAAACACCCAAGGCACCGCCCGGGGUGCUCGUGCAUAGUCUGCAGUCAACCGCCAAGUGGCAAAGGCAAACACAAGCCAAACUGCACUUGUAAUGUCUGUAUGACAGUUAAACGAAGAUUCAAAACCCUAAUGUUACGAAAACAACAACGCCAAUCAGAACGUGAAGCUGAAAUUGCAGAAAAAAAUAAUCAACUCAAAUUGGGUGUGGGCCCCACUUCGAAUCCUAAAGAAGAAACUGAAGGUGUUAUGAAGUCACAACAAUCAUCAGGAGGAGGAGGAGGAGGAGGAGGGGGGAAAGGUCAGUUGGAUUUGAACAUACGACCUCAUCCUCAUGUAAGCAUGAUGAGUCUUCUUCAAGCUGCAAAUCAGCCAUUAGAGACUUACAUGAAGCAGAAUGGUCUUACCACAUUAAUCCCUGAACCACAGGGCACUAGCUCUGGUUCACAGCCGUUACCACAACAAGGUAGCUCAACAGCUCAAGAUGAGCAGAAUAACCAAAACAGUUCGUAAAUUUGGAAUAUGUUUUUCUGGGUUUUACAGAGGUGGAAAAAGAAAAAGGAAAAAGGAAAAACUUUUUAUUGUUUUUUUUUGUGAAGUUGAUAUGUUGUAUUUUGUAGUACAAUUUGGGUGAGGAGUUGUUAUGUGGCGUUGUUUAGAAACGGGAUUUGAGAUAAUGUUGUACAACACAUGAACACACGUUACAUGUCUUGUACAAAAGAGUGUAAAGGGUGUUUGAGAUUUGGUUAUUUAAGGUGUUUGUUAGCUUAUUGUGGGUUGGUGAUGUUAAUAUAAGUAUUGUUGAGUGUGUAUGGAAUAAAACGAAAGGAAAAUGACUUGAUAAGGUAAGA